GUUUUGCAGUAGGGAUGCAGUACUGGUCUUCCUUGGUCAUCCAAAAUCCUAGUCAUUCCCAUUAAUCAUGUGGCUUCGACAAGAGUACAAGCCUGAAAAACAACGGUUCGAAAAUCCAUUUGAACUUGAAGUUGACAGGGGUUCUGACGCUGAUCGAUCUGGAGAAGGGGACAACGAACUCUACAAUUGCAUGCCUCUCAUAAAACUUCGACAGAGCUAUACAGCUCUUGGAACAACUGUUUGGGAUGGAAGUAUUGCACUCGCUAAGAUGUUCGAUAAUCGAGAUCUAUUUCCUUUACACUAUUUGCAGGAAUGCCGAGUUUUAGAGCUUGGAUCUGGCUGCGGUUUAGUAGGAAUUUAUUUGUGUUUGUUAGGUGCGAAAAUGACCGUUCUAACUGAUCAGAAAUGUUGUGUAAAAACUCUUGAAGACAACGUGGCAGCAAAUGUGACUGGAGUUGGUCGGAGUAGAAUCAAGGUUGUGGAAUAUUGUUGGGGGAAAAGCACAGAAGAUUUAACAAAAGAUGGUCUGUUUCAUCUCAUUCUCGCUGCAGAAUGCCUUUAUUUAGCGGACGACUCUGUGCUACUCGCUCGGUGCAUCACAAAAUUAGCAAAACCUGGUUCACGUAUUUACGUAUCAAUGGGAAGGAAUCGUGGAGGCGAGGAAGCGUUUGUGAAAACGAUGGCAGAUCAAAGUUAUGACUUCAACGAGGUAUGGAAGUUAGAAACACUGCCCAACUGGUUAUACAGUCGAACCCCAAUCUAAAAAUUUGAUGAGCCAAAAUGUAUCAUUUGAUUUAAACCACGCAAGAAAUAAAGUACAUUCUCCAAUGAAUGCACUUCAGUGUUAACAUUUGCCAAAAGUAUUUACAAAAAUGUUUUGCUACCUGAAGUGCUAUCUGUCAUUGUCAUCAAAUUGUUUCAGUAAUUCAGCUUUGUGUGAUGGGAAAACAUUGUCAAAGAUCUCAAGAGGGACUAUUUCUUUGAGACCAGAGAAUCAGGUCCAGAUAAUCAAAUAAUCUGGAUAACCAAGGUUUGAUUGUAUUGAUUUACUCAAACACCUCUCUCAUGACAUAGCCUCAAAAUCUUAUCAUUCAACCGUCUCACUCCCAAGAUCUCCUUACUGUCUGCCAUAGAAUUCUUAUGAAUUUAGUUCAGAGAAUUUGGUUUUGGAUCAACUAAUAAUCUUUAUCUCUACUCUGAUCACAUGCCUCCUUAAUUUUGUAUUGAUAUUGUGAGGAGAAAUCCUACCUUGGUCUCUCAUGCAAUCAGAAAUAUUGUACCAAUUAUGACACUGACAGCAUUUUUAGAUUCCAAAGUUUUGGAGUUAAGAUGAGAAGCUUCAGAUGUUCUUAAAACUUAACCAGGGAAUGCAGUGCUUGUUUGAAUCUAACUUAGCAACCUAAUUUCUUACCUCAGCGUAAUCAAAUCUCUCUCUUCUUUUUCCCUAACACUGUAAACCCUUAGCAUCCUAACAUUAGCAUGCACAUUCUCUAAGUAUGUUGUUCUGUAUACUGUACAUUUUCCAAGAGCUGAUAUGGAGAAUUUGUGUAAUAAUCAAGAGCUUCUUCAGUUGGUGAUCAUUUCCUUUAUUCUUGUGACCUAAAUGUGUGGUUCAAGGGUGAUAUUGCAAGGAGAAAUUAGAUGCUUGUCACUUUUAGGGGUCAAAGUAUUAAAAAUUAGGAGCUACGCUUAAAGAAAUUGUUCACUUAAAUAAAAAAAAUUAGUUUUCAUAAUAACCAAAACCAAAUUUUUUAUAGCAAGCUUGCAUGCUUUACACAGCUAAGCUCACAAAGGAGUUUUCAAAAUGAUGACAUUCACAAUUGAAUCUUUAGCACGUUUGAAGACCAUUUUUGAAUGAUUAAAUGUUAUUCUUUGGAAACAGAAAAAGGUAACAAGUAGCAAUAUAACCUGUUGCACCCUUAUAUUGGUAUUCAUAUAUUUUUCUCUCUACCUUUUCUAAGGUGCUGAUGAUGAGAAUUUGUUAUAAAAUCGGGAGCCUCUCAAAAGAAGUGAUCAUUUCUUUUAUUCACAUGAACUUAAUAAUUAAUUCAAUGGGUGAUACUGUGAGGAGAAACAACAAAAGUUUUUUGGAGUUUCUUUGAUCAAAGAUCCUCUCCAGAUUGAUCAGCAUUAGAAAACAUGUUUUCACAAAACAAAAUCACAAAAGGAAAUACAAACAGAGAAACUAUUUGGCAGUAAACACUGAGCUUUACUGAUCCACGGCAUGAUCAUCAUUAUCAUCAACCUUUUUCUCAUUUAGGUCAAAAGUAUAUUAACUUUUUAACCCCUAUAAGUGACUGGCUUCCAAUUUUUCUUCACAGUAGCACCCAUUGAAUUAAUAAAUAUCAAGAAAUUUCCAAUUUGCUGGGGCCAAAACAACAGAAUCUGACUUACAUGUAUUUACAAACACACUGUAAAUGGUACAAUCAAAGUUAUUAUCCUUUGUACUGCUCAGUGGUUUUUUGUACCAUUUAGUAUAGUUUAUUGCACAUGUUCAGCAAAACUUUCAGUUCAGGCUGGCUAUUCAUCAUGUUAGUGUCAAGUUUCCAAGGUACAAUGUCAGCACUGUAAAAUCUCUCACCUGGAUACAGAAGUCUCUUAACCUUUUUCCAUCAUUUUCAUGAGAUCUAGAGUUUUUUCCUCAAAGUUUAUCAUAGUUUUUCAGUCUGUUUGAAUAUAGUUUUCUUUGUAUGUACUUCUUUGUAUUUAAAAUGACUUUAAACGGUUUUAUGCAUUGCUUCUAUCAUUUACUCUGUCUGUUUUCAUGGCUUUGCUAUGCAUCAUUUUAUCUCCAAGCCUUGUUAUCAUCUCAUUGCUUUGCAUCAGUAAACUUUGUUUACAUCUUUAUCUUUGAGAACCUUAUUAUUGUGGCUACUGUUUCUUAACAUGUGUAAAAGAAUUUUGUUUUAACAUGGGAUUAUUCAAUCAUCCUGUGAGUGACGUCCCACAUUCACACCCAGCUUGUUUUAAACAAGUAAAUACUAGUUUAAAACUCACCAAAAACCAUGAUACUAUAAUAAAACUGCUACUGAAGGAAAAAAUUAAAAAAGAAAAAAGUUGUAUCAGGUAUUUGGGACAUACUUCUCCUUUAAUCUCCUUGAAUAAAAAUUAAAAUCCUCAAGAAGAAUAUCAAAAUUAUGGGAAUAAGAAAAAUGUCAAUAGAAUUGGAAAAUAAUUGUGUGAAGAUUGACCAUUAAGUAAUACUGAAUCCUUGUUAGAGUCUCACUGUUAUUUGCCUCCCUUUUCGACCACAUUUACAUGAUUGCUUUGUUUUACAAGCAUGUCAUUUAAGAUGCAUCAUUCUGACGUGUCAAAUUAAAUGUUAUUGAGAGGUAGGCUAUUCACAAUGCAACAAGACUGGAAUAAUGUCAGGAAGUAAAACUGGAAAAUAAUCCAAGUAAUGUCAAUGCAUACUAGUCAAUUAAUGCCAACCUUACUUUUCUUUUGCAGGUCCCUAAAAAUGAACUUCACCCAAAAUACCAGGAUGAUGUAAUAAAAAUUUUGGAAUUCAUACUUAAAGUUUGACUUGCUAACUAAUAAAAGUAACUGAAAAAAGUUAAAGUUGUGUUACUGUUCAUACAGAAUCCCAUAAGGUUACAAGUCCUGAAAUGGUCGAAAUUCAGUGAUUUAGGUUCAUAAAUUUGUCGAAGAACAUUCUGUUCAUGUUAUGAGUUGUGGUUAAAUUCUGUGAUUUAGGUUCAUAAAUUUGCUGAAGAACAUUCUGUUCAUGUAAUGAGUUGUGGUUAAAUUUUUUGUUUCUAUUUGACAUGUUGCUAAUAAUAAUUUCUAGCAAUAGGGAAGACUCAGAA
This is a messenger RNA of Pocillopora meandrina, 3809 nucleotides long. NCBI's taxonomy places the organism in Eukaryota, Metazoa, Cnidaria, Anthozoa, Scleractinia, Pocilloporidae. The record is from the annotation of a GenBank genome assembly.